AGAAAAUCAGUUUGAUAUAGUCACACUUGAAACCUGAUAGCUUAUUCAAAAUGUCAAAUCUUUACUCUCUCUCUCUCUCUCUCUGCUCGUGCAAGCAUGAUAUAUUGUCUUAAAAUAGAAAAUGUCUAUACUGGAACAUAGGUCCUAAUGUACACUCAAAUCUGAACUUUCUGACUUCAAGAAGCAUACUUAAUGAUUUAAUAUGAUUAAAUUGUCUUGCUGACUUUGAUAGGAUUGCAGGAGUCUCCUGCCACUAGGACUUUCCCAGCAAACCAUCAAAGCACGUCUAACAAUUUAUUUUGUUAUUCUGUAGUACACCUUUUUUUUUUUUUUUGCUUUUUGGCAUGAAUGCAACACCUGUCAUCCAAACUACCUGAUUGAAGUAUGGGAAUCUACCAAUGUUUCAACUGUUUUGUUUUUAUUGGAAAUUUGAUCAAUGAAGCUCUUUGGAUAGGUUUUCAAAUGGCAUAGGUGUUGCCUUUAAAGUUCUCCUGUAUUUUCUAGGUUCUUUAAUUCAUGAACUAUUAUCCCUGAAAUGUUGCCAUUGGAUGGAAUGCACUUUCAUCUACAUCACUUGUAGAUGGAAAAUGUGAUCGAUCAACAGAAAAAUUUAAGAUAAACACUUCUUAUAAGUUUUAAGUUGAGGUUUUGAGUUUAACAACUCGUGACUCUCUUGCCAUCAGGUCAAUUAUUAGUUUUGCAAUAAUUACAUUCUGGAAAAUUCUUUGAAUGCAGGCUGUUUUGGAAGAUAAUCAUACUCGCACAGUCAGGUCUUGUGCAUGGUCUCCUAGUGGAAAGUUACUGGCAACAGCAAGUUUUGAUGCUACCACUGCUAUAUGGGAAUGUGUCGGUGGUGACUUUGAAUGUGUUGCUACACUGGAGGGUCAUGAAAAUGAAGUUAAGAGUGUUUCAUGGGAUGCUUCUGGCUCCUUGCUAGCCACAUGUGGUCGAGACAAGACUGUUUGGAUAUGGGAAAUGCAACCUGGUAAUGAGUUUGAGUGUGUAUCUGUGUUGCAAGGUCAUACCCAGGAUGUCAAGAUGGUGCAAUGGCAUCCAUUUAUGGAGGUUCUGGUUUCUGUCAGCUAUGACAACUCAGUCAAGAUCUGGGCAGAGGAUGGUGACAGUGAUGAUUGGCAUUGUGUGCAAACACUAAAUGAAGCUAGCAGUGGUCAUACAUCAACAGUUUGGGCAGUGUCUUUCAACUCUAAUGGAGAUAGAAUGGCUACCUGCAGUGAUGAUCUGACAUUAAAGAUAUGGGACACUAGUGCUAAAGCAUCUGAGACAAGUGGCAGUAGCUGUGGAUCUUGGAGACACCUCUGUACCAUCUCUGGUUAUCAUGAUCGAACCAUAUUUUCAGUUAAUUGGUCAAGGGACGGUGUCAUCGCUAGUGGAGCAGCUGAUGAUGCUAUUUCGCUUUUUUUUGAGAGCAAAGACAACUCGGUUGAUGUACCGUCGUACAAAUUACUGCUUAAGAAAGAAAAGGCCCAUGACAUGGAUGUAAACUCAGUGCAAUGGAAUCCAAAGGAACCUAAACUUCUGGCCUCAGCUAGUGAUGAUGGGAUAAUAAAGAUAUGGGAACUAUCGGAAGUAGCCUGAUGAUAAUUUUUGCAGUGUGCAGGGCCUGCAGGCCGAUGUCUGAUGUCUUUAAUUUAAUUUUUGGGUCUGGCA
Molecule: messenger RNA, 1668 nt
Organism: Phoenix dactylifera (date palm)
Lineage: Eukaryota; Viridiplantae; Streptophyta; Magnoliopsida; Arecales; Arecaceae
Source: RefSeq, a predicted model, not a curated record